AUGGGCGUCCCAGCUCCUCGGGGGGCCAGGCCUGAUCCCUUCCACAGGAAGCUCUCUCUCUGUGUCCCUGUGAGGCCCUUCCUUACCUUGCUGCUUCUGGUUUCCAUCAAGCAAGUUACAGGAUCGCUCCUGGAGAAGACAACUCAAAAGUGGAUUCAAUACAAAGAGCAGUGUCUGAGAGACUUACUCAAGGAGCCUUCUGGCAUAUUUUGUAAUGGGACCUUUGAUAAGUAUGCCUGCUGGCCUCAUUCCUCUCCAGGAAAUGUCUCUGUUCCUUGCCCUUCAUACUUACCUUGGUGGCGUGAAGAGAGCUCAGGACGGGUCCACAGACACUGUUUGGCUCAGGGGACUUGGCAGACGCUGGAAAACUCCACAGAUAUUUGGCAGGAUAACUCCGAAUGCUUGGAGGACCAGCGCUUCAAAGAAAAUGUGAGUAAGCACCGUGACUUGCUGUCAACCUUGCAGCUGUUGUAUACCGUGGGAUACUCCCUCUCCCUUGCCUCCCUCUGCCUGGCUCUCACCCUCCUCUUGUUUCUUCGAAAACUCCACUGCAAACGCAACUACAUCCACAUGAACUUGUUUGCGUCUUUCAUCCUGAGAGCCCUGGCUGUGCUGGUGAAGGAUGUUAUCAUCCAUAACUCUUACUCCAACAGGCCCAGCAGUGAGAAAGGAUGGGUGUCCUACAUGACAGAGAUAUCCACGUCCUGCCGCGUGGUCCAGUCUCUCCUUCAUUUCUUCACGGGCACCAAUUACUCUUGGCUGCUGGUCGAAGGCCUUUACCUCCACUCACUGCUGGACCCUACAGUGUUUUCUGAAAGGCGUUUGUGGCCCACAUACCUGCUGCUGGGUUGGGCCUUCCCAGUGCUAUUUGUUGUACCCUGGAUUAUUGUUCGUUUCCAGCUGGAGAACACGGGGUGCUGGAUAAACAGGAAUAUGAAGAUCUGGUGGAUCAUUCGAGGACCCAUGAUGUUCUGUGUGGCAGUCAAUUUCUUUCUCUUCAUGAAAAUCCUCAAGCUUCUCAUUUCCAAGCUCAAAGCCCAUCAAAUGUGCUUCAGAGAUUACAGAUACAGAUUGGCAAAGUCAACACUGGUCCUCAUUCCUUUACUGGGUGUUCACGAGCUGGUCUUCUUCUUUGUCACCGAUGACCAUAUUCUGGGAUUUCCAAAACUUGUACGGCUCUACAUUCAGUUGACCCUGGGCUCUGUCCACGGGCUCAUCGUGGCCUUGCUGUACUGUUUUGCCAAUGGAGAGGUGAAGGCCGAGCUUUGGAAGCACUGGUUUCGCUUUUUACUAGCCCCGCACUCGGGCUACAGAGCCUGGUUCCUGAAGAACUUCCGAUUCCUGGGAAAAUGUCCCCAGAAGCUCUCGGAGGAGGAUAGCACCAGGACGCGGCCGAAACUGAGGCCCUUGGCCCGCAGCGAGCAGCUCCUGCACCUGACCACGCAGGGCCCGGGGCAGCGAGGACCCCAGCCUCCACGGGGCAGCAGCCUGUCUGAGAGCAGCGAGGGGUACGUCACAAUGGCCCACACCACGGAGGAGAUCCUCGAGGAGAGUGAGAUCUAG
This is a messenger RNA of Talpa occidentalis (Iberian mole), 1563 nucleotides long. RefSeq names its product glucagon like peptide 2 receptor (gene GLP2R). Gene Ontology annotation, molecular function: peptide hormone binding; glucagon receptor activity. Gene Ontology annotation, biological process: cell surface receptor signaling pathway; adenylate cyclase-modulating G protein-coupled receptor signaling pathway. The record is from RefSeq and is a predicted model, not a curated record. NCBI's taxonomy places the organism in Eukaryota, Metazoa, Chordata, Mammalia, Eulipotyphla, Talpidae. Gene Ontology annotation, cellular component: plasma membrane. The transcript is spliced from 13 exons. The coding region runs from base 1 to 1563 and encodes 520 amino acids.